Molecule: messenger RNA, 3321 nt
Organism: Vespa velutina
Lineage: Eukaryota; Metazoa; Arthropoda; Insecta; Hymenoptera; Vespidae
Product: modular serine protease-like
Exons: 10
Coding region: 968-3133 (721 amino acids)
Biological process (GO): proteolysis
Cellular component (GO): membrane
Molecular function (GO): G protein-coupled receptor activity; protein binding; serine-type endopeptidase activity
Source: RefSeq, a predicted model, not a curated record
CAUCGAGUAGAAAAAUUUUAUUAUGUUUUUAUUUUUGAAUAGAUUUACUUACAUUUUUCUAUUGCAUAAGUACUUGCAAUAAAAACUAUCAGCAGCAAUUGAGCCUUCAUCGUGGAUAUUCGAAGUACAAGACGACAGUUGAAUGUAAACUGCGAAGAUCGAAUCGUUUUCACGGUGGGCAACGUAACUAGGCGCACCUCUUCUUGGCUCUUCAAACUUUGAUAACGAAGUCCUGAUAACGGUUACUCACGCCCUGAACAUAUAACAUUAAAAAAUUUUGCGGCUUGUUAUACAGCCCCAAGACAACUUUGUCGAUCAUUUACCUUUACCACAUGGAAAAAAAUGUAAAUAAGUAAAGUAAACGAAGAUACUGUACUUCUAUCUCGUUUCCUCUAUUCAAUUGAUAUCUUAAAAUGCUUAACUAUCUUUCGAUUACAUUAGCUCGAUCUAGUAAAAUUGACAUCUUGAAAUAUUCACAUGGUGAUUACGAGGAAUAAAUCUUUCUUAUCGGAUGACGAAUAUUUUCGUCGAAAAGAAACAUUUUGAUGACUAAUCUUUUAGAUUCAUAACGAAGUAAAUCAUUUCUGUCAGCUCGUUAAAUUUCCUUAAGUUCAAAUGUCGCAAUCUUAUCGAUUUCAUGGCUUUUAUGAUUAUCUUUAAAGUCAGGAAAAAAGCAGGUGCUCUUUCAUCUCUUCUCAGGAAGAAUAACCAUACUACGUUAUAUAAGAAAAUGUAAUGAUACGCUUAAUAAAAUGAUAUAAUUGAAUAUGUUCAGAUAAUAUUCAAAAGAUAUUGUUAAAAGCACUUGAAAGUUAAGAGAGAUUGAAAGAGUAUUUUUUUCAUCAUUCUGAAUAUUAUCACCGAGCUAUUGUUUGAAUAUAAUCGAUGUUUUAGCGCAAAGAUUAUAUAAAGAACGAAAUGCAUCUAGAUAGAAUUUCCAUACAUACGAUAAGCUAUAGGUAAAGCCAUGUCCGCAGCAUUAGUACUUACCAUCCUUUUUUGGGGAAAAAUCAUAAAUAUCGCUCUUAGUGAACAAAUUUCAUCAACAACAACUAUGUUCAUUUGUACCGAUGGCAAUCAAAUACCUUUGAUCAAUGUAUGUGAUGGAUCAUUUCAUUGCCCAGAUUCUUCUGAUGAAACAAGCAAAUUGUGUCAGCAUAUACUUUGCCCUUCAAAUAUGUACAGAUGCGCUUACGGAGCUUGUGUGAUCCGUGGAUCACGAUGCGAUGGUAUCAAGGAUUGUAUCGACGGAAGCGAUGAAGCUCGUUGCAAUUUUCAAUCUAAUCAGACGUGCUCCGUCAGAGAAUAUCAAUGCUCUACGCCUCGGUUAGAGUGCAUUCCCAUCGCAGAUGUUUGUAAUGGAUAUAUCGAUUGUUCAGACAAAAGUGACGAAAAUGUUUCACUCUGUCGAGAAUAUUCUUGUCCUGAUCAUACCUAUCGAUGUUCAUAUGGAGGAUGUGUCUAUCAAGAAGUUCUUUGUGACGGUAUAAAGGAUUGCUUCGAUGGCACUGACGAAGAUCCGUCGAUAUGUGGAGCGACCAAUUGCAACGGAAUUGAAUGUUCUCAAUAUGAGUGCAGACAAGAUGAAUUUGCUUGCGAGAACGAGCGACAAUGCAUACCUAUUACCAAAAUCUGUGACGGUAUUCGCCAUUGUAGAGAUGCUUCCGAUGAAAACAGCGAAAUGUGCAUUCAACGAGAAUGUCGAGAUGAUCAUUAUCGCUGUUUUUACGGCGCUUGCAUUCCUAUCGAAUUUAUCUGCAAUUUACGACCGGAUUGUUACGAUUGGAGUGAUGAGGAUGAAGCACUUUGCGGUACAGUUUUGCCCGAGGGUGCGUGUCGACUUCCUGGCCCGAAGACAGGAACUUAUUAUAAGACAAGAGAUUGUUUACGAUGUCGACCUGGUGAUGUCGUUCCUGAACUUACUCGUUUAGAUUACACCUGUGACCCUGACGGGUGGUUAGAGGGUUCCAAUAGUAUUUAUUGUCAAAAUAAUCGAUGGCUACCUUCUAUCCCAAUUUGUUCUAAUAAUAACGAUACGUUGCGUAUAACUUGUCCACCGAUUUUGGAAACCAAUGGAGCUAUAAAAAGAUGCGAAUCAAAAUGGGGACCACGUAAAGGUUGGAUUUCUUGUGAAAACUCUGUGCCUAUUGGAACAAACGCUUUUAUUGAAUGUCCUAUGUUUUAUGAGCGUCAAGCUGGAUCCACGCGAAUAAUAUGUCUUCACGAUGGGACAUGGAGUCAAGCACCAUUAAGCUGUAUUCCUGUUUGUGGAAUACGCAAAUCUUCAGUUACAUUAAUUGUAAACGGUUGGAAAGUACAAAGCGAAGAAUAUAUGCCUUGGCAGGCUACGCUCUUUUCGCAUGAGAACGGUCAAUGGAAAUUUUUUUGUGGUGGUACGUUGAUCGGUGAACGUGUAGUACUCACUGCCGGUCAUUGCGUCUGGAAAACUCUUCCAGAAACAAUACGCGUUGCUUUUGGAAUUCUUUCAAACACAUUAAAUAACGUAGAAGCGAACGCUCAAGUGUUUGAUAUCGAUAAAAUAGAGAUACAAAAUUCGUACCAAGAUCAUGAAGGAAACUAUGCUUCCGAUAUUGCACUUCUUAUUUUGAAAAUGCCAGUAAAGAUAAACGAGGUUGUUAGGCCAGCUUGUAUAAAUUUGCAGUCUGAUUUUACUCUUCUGCAGGCUCAAAAAAAUGAAGACAAUGGAUUUGUGGCUGUUUUUUUAGGUAUGGGUAUUACUGAGAACGAUACAUAUAGCUCUACUUUAAGAAUUACUUCGAUGAGAGUUAUUUCAAACGAAAAGUGUCGUGAAGCUCAGCGCAAAAAUUUUAGAAAGUAUAUAACGUAUACUUCGUUUUGUGCUGGUUGGGCAAAUGGUACAGGAGUAUGUAACGGUGAUAGCGGUGGAGGUUUCAUGUUGCGUCGACCAAAUACAGCGAUUUGGGAAGUUCAUGGUGUCGUUUCAAUAAGUCCUCGACGAUUGGGAACUAGCAUUUGCGAUCCAAACUAUUAUGCUAUAUUUACAAAAGUAUCUCUAUAUGGUGAUUGGAUUCGUAGUAUUAUAGAAAAAAUUCCGCUGAUGGGGCCACCUGAUAUUCAUUGGCAACCUAAUAAAGAUGAUAUUAUCAUUUAAUAGAGAAUAAUUAGAUUUAUUCGCAAAUGAUAUUUUUAUUUUAUGUGAAAUUUAAUGUUGUAUCAAUCAUUCGAAGUAUACGUAUUAAAUAUAUAUAUAUAUACAUACAUGGCAAUUUACAACGCUCACAUUUUCCUGAUCUAUUCGCUUCUGUAAAAAAGAAGAAAAUCUUGACAGUCCAUAUGAAU